UUUCCGGUACCCCUAUAUAUAUAUCUUCCUUAAUUUUAAGUACUAUUACCUAUAGUCUAACUCUACCCUUAAAAGGGUUUUAGUUGUUAUGUGGAGAAGCACUUGUAAAGUCAGAUUUUUUCUCUCAUAUGAACCAGUCAAAAUCGUUUGAAAAAAAAACUGUUUUUGCUUUCUGGCAUUCUUCAAUUUUGAAGAAAUUAAAUACCCCAACUUGACGUGUUUAAAAUGUACGUACUAUAAAAUAUCAUAAAAUAUAUUAGCAAACAUGCACAAGUUGAAAGCAACUUAUGAAGUACAACAUUACUCAGAGGGUUUAAUUUGUAAAGUUUUAACCAGGACGGCCUCCUUUAAAAGUUGUGUCAGAUGUGUCUGUUUGUUACCUUAAAUAGUCAUGGACCUUUUUAUUAAAUAAAUGGUGAAUUCUUGUUUUUUCAGUGAGUGUUACGCCACAGAUUGUGGUAUUUAAGAAGAAAACGCCAAUCAUCCAAAUUAUUGUAAAUAACGAUGAAACGACUACUUCUGAACAAAGAUGCCGAAAGCGAAAAACUGAGGUCCAAGACAACAAAAGUUUGCUGAAAAAAAUCAAAAUGGGAGAAACUAUCACUGAACGGACGGAUAAACAAACAUCAGAGUUAGAAGAUUUUAGACAAUUGAUCAAAGAAUGCGGAAACAGUGUUGCAGUAAACGAAAUAACAGUUGAAUGUGGGAUUUGCCAAAAGAAAUACAAAGUAGAGGCUGACAGGAGUAUUGCGUCCAAAGUUUCAUAUUUUAGACGAAAACACUUUGAUGCCUGUACCGGGAAAAGCAACUGUAAAAGUAUUUGUGAGAAAGAAAACAAUCAAAUGAAAAGUGCCAUUGCCUCAUGGUUGACACGGCCAAGCAAACAAGAUGAAACAACAGCAAAUGCAAUGUCCGAUGACUCCGAUAUCGAUACAGAUUUGAUUGUUACACCUUCUGACGGGAUUAACCUGAUCACAGAUGAUAUAAGUAGAGACCCUGACAUAGACGUGUCCAAUGCUUUGACAUUUGUUGAUGAUGAAAAUACAAACAGUACAAUACAAGCAUCUGACUGUGAACAAGUUCACGAUUUAGAAAGCCUAGAUUCUGAUCUUAAUUUAUCUGAUGACUGUGAAAGCUCCGACAAUGACUCCGAAACACAGUUUUGUCCAAUAAACAUCACACAAGCAGACCCACUUUGUAUUGAAUUAAAUGAACUUAUAAGUAAUGGAACUAUUUCAAGAAAUUCUAUAUUCUACAAGCACAACUAUGAUGUAGUACAUAGGUUUUUUGAGCCAAGACAUCCAUAUGAUUUAGACGUUUUAGAAUUUCAUAAUUCAAUAGAAUAUCUGGGUGGUCGCAAAACAGCAAAUUUUUUACGCGGUCCUAUGUAUCAUGGCCAGGGAUCUGGAACUCCAAAUGACAUCACAAAACAUCGAAUGAAUUUAGGAGGACCCCACCGAUCAGCAAGACAGUCUGCGAAGGCUGGGUACACUACAAGCAGCGGUGUCAUCGGUUCUCUUUUGCUUACAUUUUCAUUACUUCUCCAGAAAACUGACGGAAUACAGCCAUUCAUCGAAAAUAAAACUAUUAAGGUAUACCCUGUCUCUAUGGCUAUUGAUGGCACGGCUCUUAAAGCUGCUUUUGAAGUUGAUGAACGCACGAAGAAAGUUGUCGGCUGUGUGGAUGAUUAUGAUAUUGCUUACGUCAAAAACAAUCCAAAUCCUAGUCCAGAUGAGCUCAAAUCUAAAAUAGUUACUGAAGCAGUAGUGUUUUAUUUGAUAUCUAUUUGUAACAAAUUAAGCAUGCCAAUUGCGGUGUAUUACCUGUCAAAAUCCGGUAAGACCGGUAUCUUCAUGAAGGAACUGUUUUUGAAUAGUAUUAUGAAAUGUCAAAUUUGCUUUAACUGCCUCAAAGGUCUACAGACACAAGACGGUGUAAUCAAAGAGUUUGGUUGUUGCAUAUCUGUUUGUCAGAGAUGCAUACAAAAUGGUGCGGUAUGUGAACAGUGUCAUAAAGACGGUCAAAUAAGCAUUCAGCCCUCACUCAGGGCUUGCACAAAGUGUGUUGAAAGUGGAAAGUUAUGCACGAAAUGUUCUGUUUUCAUUAUAACAACUGAUUGUGAAUCCGGAAAUAAAGCUGCACUCCAGUCGAUACAACAGGAAAUUAAAGAGGGAACAGCAAGUCCAAGUAUUUCAGAACUGUCUGUUUUACCAGAUUGUGUUCAUGUUGGCAAAUCUGUCAAGUGCAGUUUUGCAAACUGGUACCUACUACUCGGAAACGAGAGGGCGAAUUUGUCUAUUAUACACACUCUUCGCAAUGACUGUAAUCCUGAUGUAAAGAAAAAAAUGCGCAAACUUCUUACUGUCGACUGCGUGAGAAAUAAGGACCGCAUGGAUGUUGCUUCUGUUAUUAAACUCAGUAGCAAUGAGUUGCUAAAUGUAUUGAAAGAAGUUGGGAUGGUGGUACAUAACCUUAUUCCUGAUCGAUUUCGCCCAACGGAGGACAAUAAACCCGGUAUGUAUCCGCAUCCGAUUGCUGUCGACUGUGACGGGCUUGGUAAUUUUGUUUUCCUGAACUACGAUCCAAUGACAAAAACAACAAAACUCGUCAAAGCUCGAUUACAUAAUCCAGUGCAGGUUAAGAUUAUCAAAAAUGAUCUCAAAGAUUGUAGGAGUGUCGUUUUGGAAUCUGGUAUUUGCUACGUCUGUCAACGUGAUCUGAAUGUCUUGGUGUUUGGAAUUGGUAAAGAUAUCGGUAUUCAACUUAAAUCGCAUCGAUCAAAAGUUAGUUUAACAACUCUGGCUAGGGAAUUUGGCUUAAAUUUGGAUGGUACCGCCAAUACAAUACGUGAGCGUAUACAACAACACAUCAACAACACCAAGCUAACUAGACCAUCAAAAGAUGUCCUAAAUGGCAGUGAUAUAGUAAGGCCCUCUGUUCUAGCGACUGCAGGUGAUGAUUUGAUGCUAUGCAGCAGUGAUGUCUUCAAGUCAUUGUAUGAAAUGGCAAUAUCCAAAGAUGGAGUUGGGUUAGUUUGUCAAACAACCAAAAAGCUUGACUAUCCAGUUGGUGUCCACUCAGUUUUAUGUAUGUGCUACAGUCAUGGCUUACUUUAUAUUUCCUGGAAAGGCAGAUCAGCUGAGAGCGGAGGACUUAUCUCGAUUAAUUUAGAGAGUUUGAGUAUAAUUCACAUCUUUGAAAAUCAAUCCAACAUUUGCUCAGAAAUAAGUUCAGUGUCAAUUUAUAAAAAUGGACUGGUAUUUGGGGAUAUUGGAGAAAGAAAGCUGAAAUGUUUCAGUCGUGAUGGUGUUAUGUCCGUAAUAGCAGGCUCUGGAUUAGAUGGUUGUUCAACUGGAUCUGCUGAACUCUCCUCAUUUGGCCAAAUCAUGGGAAUCGCAGUUGAAUUCGGAACAAAUAUUUAUGUUACAGACGCAAAAUAUGGCGAAAUAAAAUUAGUCACAACAGUUAGUGAAACCGAACGUUUCCUGUUUCAUUUGCAAAAAAUAUAUGCAGCAUUCUCUAUACACGAGAAAGGGGCAAGUGUUCAUCAUUACAACCCCAAUGAAUCGCUACAGAUGGUACAGCAAUCAGUUCAAUACUUUUUACAACUCGUAGCAAAUGUCAAGAGAAUUGGAAAUAUUGAGAAACACACAAAUGGUUCAGAGGGAACCAUCUCAAAACAAACCAUGGACUCGUUGGUAAUGAUGGAAGAUCAACUCAUUAGAUUCUGUCAGGUAUUAUCCAGUAAUCCUUUAUACCUGGCAGACAUGUCAUCAUGUUUAACCACUGUUGUAGAGAACUUGCACGCAUUGAGCCACGUCAAACAGAGUUUGCCAACUAAACUUCAGUACAGUAGAGAUUUCGGAAUUAUUUUUAGAGAAAGCGUCAAAAGAAUUACACAAUGGGCAGCUCAUUAUUAUACAAACGAAACAUCAUAUUACCCUGUUCCAGACACAAUCAUGCAUCUUCAAAAUAUUCCGUCACUUGAUCGACCAACAACUCAAUUUGCGUCAAAAAUUGAGCUAAGUCUCUUACACACAUGGGCAAACACACAUGGAAAAUGUGUUAGACAAAGAACUGUUCGACUUGAAACCACCGCAUACAAGUGUGGCACGCUUCCCUUAAAUAUGUAUGAAUCAAAUAAAACAACUCCAGGCACUUCAAUUACUUUCAAAGACGAUGAUGCGAAUAUUUCAGAUCAAUACUCCUCAGAAAGCGACGAUGACAAUGAUAAAGAUGAUGAACAAAGUGGUAUAGACAUGCAAACACAGAAUACGUUUUCUCGUAGUAAAACGUCUUCGUGUACUCAAAUCAAUUUCAAAGACGGUGAUGCGAAUAUUUCAGAUCAAUACUCCUCAGAAAGCGACGAUGACAAUGAUAAAGAUGAUGAACAAAGUGGUGUAGACUUUCAAACACAGAAUACGUUUUAUCACACAUCCCGAGAUCUGGAGACUAUCACCAAUCGGACAGUUUCUCGAUCUGGGAGGACUUUACGGAUUUCAUCAAGACUGGCCGAUUAUUUAUAACACUGUACAUUUUGAAAUUUCUAAUUGACCAACAAAUAAUUCACAAAAUUGUUAAAGUCACAGACGAUCUUCAUUUUUAAUUUUUAAAACAUGCUUGAUCAUGUUUCUACAUAAAAUUUAUUGUAACUUUCUACCUUUCUUAGUUGUGUCCCCACAAGAACCUCCACAUUAAGUCAUACCUGCCAAUCACUACUAUAAAAAUUGACCUGUUAUUCAUCUUUAUUGAUUAUCCCAAGGUCGGUCGAUCAGCUUCUUGUUGGUGAUCAGUUGUGUAGUUGAAUACAGCCCUGAGCAUACUCAUUUAUCCUAACAAGUAUUUUUUUAAAAUUUUAUAAUGUAAAACAGUAUUUCGACUACAAAUCUCUCAAAUGACAUUUGUAGUUCUGUUUAUGUCUGUAACUUGGUACAUUGGU
Mytilus trossulus (common blue mussel) is the source of this 4939-nucleotide messenger RNA. RefSeq lists its product as uncharacterized. The record is from RefSeq and is a predicted model, not a curated record. Bases 588 to 4526 code for a protein of 1312 amino acids. Lineage: Eukaryota; Metazoa; Mollusca; Bivalvia; Mytilida; Mytilidae. The transcript is spliced from 4 exons.